Messenger RNA from Danaus plexippus (monarch butterfly), 9820 nucleotides. RefSeq names its product triple functional domain protein (gene trio). Lineage: Eukaryota; Metazoa; Arthropoda; Insecta; Lepidoptera; Nymphalidae. Gene Ontology annotation, biological process: axon guidance; protein phosphorylation. Bases 209 to 8656 code for a protein of 2815 amino acids. The transcript is spliced from 47 exons. Gene Ontology annotation, molecular function: guanyl-nucleotide exchange factor activity; protein kinase activity; protein binding. Gene Ontology annotation, cellular component: cytoplasm. The record is from RefSeq and is a predicted model, not a curated record.
UGGUGGUUGGUUGGUGUUGCAGGGUGUCACAAUGAUCAGUCUGUGUGUUUUUAUUAAGUUUUAGGCCACAAAUGGAUAUAUUUUUUACAAGCAUAUUAGUAAAAAAAACAAAAGUGACAAUAAUGUGUGCCGAACCUUUUAUACCUGACUAACUUGUACAUUUGAGUCAUCACGACCAGUUGAGAGAUACCUCUUGAUAUCAUUGACAAUGGAGGUGGGGGCACGUGCUUUGGAUGUGCUUCCACUCCUCCAGGAGCGCGUGGCUUCCCUCACCGGUGGUCGUGACCGCCGUGGAGGACCCAUCAUAUGGUUCCCAGCAAAUUCACGCCGUGAUCGAGUAGCGCCCGACGAUUAUCGACGCUUAUUGCAUUACCUUAUCAACAUACCCAGCGACAAUUUAAGAUCUAUUGGGUUUACUAUUUUAAUUGAUAUGAGAGGUUCAGCAUGGGCAGCCAUCAAGCCUAUACUGAAAGUUCUUCAAGAGCAUUUUUCUUCAUCCGUCCACCAAGCACUUGUAGUUAAGCCAGAUAAUUUCUGGCAGAAACAACGCACAACCAUCGGAGCACAUAAAUACAAAUUUGAGACAACGAUGAUAAGCUUAGAAGCACUGCCCAAAGUAAUAGAUAGCUCACAACUAACACCAGACCUGGAGGGCACUCUUCAAUAUGACCAUGCGCAAUGGAUAGAUCUGAGAUUGGCAUUGGAAGAGCUGAUGUGGCAGGCUGGCGAACUCUUGGACCGUUUAGACGACCUACAAGAAGACGUGGCUCGUGCUGACUUCGCUAACGACGUUAGUGGAGCGAGACGAGCUAUUGACAAUCACGCCGACAUCAACAAGCGCCUGGCAAAAAUGCCCGUCGACGAAUUAGAGGCUCAAGGUGAACUGGUGGUGCAACGCUUGGAAUCGGCUGCAGCGGCUUGCACGGAGGCGAGCGGCGCGGCUGUCGAGAGUACAUUCCAUUGCGGCUCCCCGGGGGCUCUGCGGGCCCAGCUAGCGGCUGUGCGGUCGGCACAUCAGCACGCGCACAAGCUGUGGCAGCACAAGAAGAUACAACUGGACCAGUGCUUCCAACUCAGGCUUUUCGAACAGGACUGCGAAAAGAUGUUGGAAUGGAUUGUUAAUCAUCGUACGGCAUUUUUAUCUACCUACGUUGAAAUUGGUCGUUCCUGCGCAGCGGCUAAACGUCUCCAGGAAGAACACGCUCGUUUUGCCGCUGCCUGCACGGGUGGGGGCAGACCGAGUGUGACGCGCGUCACAGCUGCCGCGAGACGCCUUGCUGACAAAAGACACUACGCGGAACCAGAGAUCACAGCCCUCGCACAUCGCCUCGAAAGAGCCUACAAACAACUUUCUAAUGGUCUGGAAGAGCGUUCAGCUGUGCUGUCACUGUCCGUGGUGUUUCACCACAAGGCGGAGGCGUACGCUAGCGCUGUAGGCGGUUGGGGUGCUCAAUGUGCUGUGGCUCUACAGCUGGCUACAGGCGGCCCAGGUGCACCGCCCUGCUCUGAUCCUCGCGCCCUCGAACAGCACACACAGAGACAUAGACAGCUGUACGAACAUAUGUGCCAGGCUUAUACUGAGGUCCAUUCGACAAGCAAGAAACUGCUGUACCAACUUGACCACCUCGUACAAGUUUGUCAUCAGACGGAUCCUGCGGAUAUGAGCGAGGGCUCUAUGAGUUCAGCGGGUGGUAGCGGUGGUGACCCGGCCGCUGACUACAGCUCGGGCGCCAACCACGUGCUGGCGGUCAUCCAUCAGAUACUGGGCCACCACCGUGCACUAGAAGCGCGUUACCAUCAGGCACGACUUAAAUUGCACCAGCGACUUGCCUUGCUAUUGUACAAGGAGGACUGUCGGCAGGUGCUCGACUGGCUUGGCAAUCACGGUGAAAAAUUUCUCAUGAAAAACACUGGUAUUGGAAGGAAUCUCCACAAAGCUCGAAUGUAUCAGAAAUCUCACGAACAUUUUGAAAAUGUCGCUCAGAACACUUACACGAAUGCGGAAAAGCUGCUAUCGGCUGCUGAGGAGUUGGCGAGGUCCGGCGAGUGUGAGGCGGAGGAGGUGUUGGGCGUGGCUCGGGAACUAGAAGCGCAUGUCGCGGCCUUCGCGGCACGCGUCGACCGGCGACGGAGACGGCUAGACCUCGCCGUGCUCCUUUAUACACACGAGAAAGAACUGAUCCAAUGGCUGGAGACUCUGCGUGGUGGUGGCGGUGGUGGGGUUGGUGGUGGCACGUCCGACGAGAGUCCCGAGGCGGCGCGUCGUGCUCUCGAGCAGUGCGCUCAACACCGUGCCGCCUCGCUCGAGGCUUGUGCUGCCACCAUCGCACACGGAGAGGCCUUGCUGCAGGAUUUAAGGUCGUCUGGAGAAACGGAGGCAGCGAGCACAGCGGCGGUGGAGUCGACGCUGGAGAGACUUAGAGGAACCCGAAGUGCCCUUGAAGAACUCUGGUCCGACCGUGAGAGAAGACUGGAACUCACACUGCAACUGCGACAUUUCGAGAGAGAUGCCCUGGAGGUGUCGUCACGUUUGGAACUAUGGGGUGAAGAGUUGCAGCGCACGGAACCGCCUCGGGACCCUCAACAGGCGGAACAAGCUCUUGCAGCACACAACGAGAGCGUGGCCAGGAUGCAACACGCUACCUUCCAGGUGGUGCAACAAGGACAGGAACUGGCGGCCGCAAUAGCUGAGGCAUCAGAUGUGAUGGCUUCUAGUUCCGACAGCUCGGAGGGCGCUCCUAUGGAUGCUCAAGCUCGCGUUCAGCUUCUUCUAGAGUUCUUACAUGACAGACAAUUGGAUUUGGAAGAACUGGCUGAAGAGCGCCGUGCACGUUUCGAGCAAUGCGUUCAACUUGGUCAGUUCCAAAAAGACGCAGCCCAAGUCGUGAGUUGGAUAAGAAAUGGUGAGGCGAUGUUGUCAGCGUCAUUCUCAAUACCCGGAACACUGUCUGAAGCGGAGCAGCUGAAACGAGAACAUGAUCAAUUCCAAGUAGCCGUCGAGAAGACCCACGCUAGUGCUGUGCAAGUUAAAUACCGGGCGGACGCUCUUCGCGCUGCUAACCACUACGACCCACACACCAUAAGAGAGAUAUCUGAGGAGGUGACAGAGAGAUGGCAGCGUCUGGUGACUUGUGCGGAGGAACGUCACAAAUUGGUGACGGCGUCGUUGAACUUCUACAAGACAGCAGAGCAGGUGUGCUCUGUGCUGGACUCGUUGGAGCGCGAGUAUCGUCGUGAUGAGGAUUGGUGUGGUUCAACGAGCGCACCGGCCGCAGCCGCCUCCGUCUCCAUCGCCUCCUCAACCACAACCAUCUCGACCUCCGCCUCCCUGGACAUGGACGACUUGCACUCACAGAACCUGGACAAGGCUUCACAGGUUGCGGCGUUGAUAGUGAAGCACGGCGAACAGAAGGAGGCGUUCCUGAAAGCGUGUACUCUAGCUCGUCGCACGGCUGAGACGUUCCUAAAGUACGCGGCUCGUUCAGCUCAGGUUCACGGGCAGACUGCGGCCGCUAGUAAGGCUCACCACGAACAGACACGUGCUAUACUCGACACUCUACUGGCGCAAGAGAACAAGGUCCUAGAGCAUUGGACGGUCCGUAAGAAGCGCCUGGAGCAGUGCCAGCAGUUCGCGUUGUUCGAGCGCUCAGCCCGCGCGGCCGUCGAGUGGAUCCGCGAGACUCAGGAGCGGUGCGGUGCUGCUGCCGCUGCUGCUGCCGGCGGCGUCGCUCGCGAGUCACGGGAACGAGUCAGACUGUUGGCGCAGCUCGCCGACGGGCUCGUAGAGAAGGGUCACCCGCACGCCGUGCAGAUCAAAGAGUGGGUCGCCGCCGUUGAUGCCAGAUAUGCGGAGUUCAGUGGGUCCAUGGAAGGCGGGGAGAGCGAGGCUGAGAGUGAUUCUGGUGUAGCGGCGUCGUUGAGCUCCGGACAGACCAGUGAGACUGAGACUCGCGUGGAACAACCGCCGGCCGCCUCCGCUGACGAUAAACGUCGGAGUGCACGUCGCAAAGAGUUUAUAAUGGCGGAGCUGCUGCAGACGGAGCGCGCAUACGUCAAGGAUCUGGAGACUUGCAUAACAUGUUAUCUGCGGGAGAUGAGAACAGACCCAGCCUCCGUACCGACCGCACUUCAGGGGAAGGAGGAGCUGAUAUUCGGUAACAUAGAGGAGAUACAUCGGUUCCACGAGCGUGUGUUCUUACGCGAGUUGGAUAAGUACGAGACUAUGCCAGAGGAUGUUGGUCAUUGUUUCGUGACCUGGGCGCGAGAGUUCGAUAUGUACGUCUCAUACUGUAGGAACAAACCCGACAGCAAUGCUGCGGUCGUCCAACACGCCGGCGACUACUUCGAUAGAGUGCAGCGCAGGAAGAAACUAGAGCAUCCGUUGGCCGCUUACCUCAUAAAGCCGGUGCAAAGAAUCACUAAAUACCAGCUGCUGCUGAAAGACCUCCAGGCGUGCUGUGCCGAGGGUCAAGGAGAAAUUAAGGACGGGCUGGAGGUGAUGUUGUCUGUACCGAAGAAGGCCAACGACGCCAUGCACCUGUCGAACCUCGAGGGCUGCGACGUGCCAACGGACAGCCUGGGCGAGGUGGUGCUCCAGGACUCGUUCCAGGUGUGGGACCUGCGGCAGAUCAUCAAGAAGUGCCGCGAGAGACGCGUCUUCCUCUUCGACCUGCACCUCCUGCUAGCCAAGGAAGUGAAAGACACACACGGAAAGGCUAAAUACAUAUACAAGACUAAGUUCAUGACAUCCGAGCUGGGUGUGACGGAGCACAUCGAGGGCGAUGAUUGUAAAUUCUCAGUGUGGACCGGUCGUGAGCCUAUGGCCAGCGACUGCCGCAUAGUUCUCAAGGCGCCCUCUCUCGACGUCAAGCAGACGUGGGUCAGGCGCUUACGAGAAGUCAUACAGGAAACCUACUUCAGUGCGGCUCUGCAGCAGCCACCGCGCAGCCCGGCCCGGGCUCCGCCACCCAGCUCGCAGAGAUCGAGCCGUGACUUCGAAGACACAGACACAGAGAAUCUGGACCGCAACUCACUGGCUUCAUUCGGCAGCGGCAACACUACAGACUCCGAUAAGGCUGGAGCUGAGAUGAGCUGGGUGGUCGCCGACCACUCGUCGGGAGGAGCUGGGGAGGUGUCGGUAUGUAAAGGACAGCAGGUGGAGGUGCUGGAGGCGUGGGCGGCGCGCCCCGAUUGGUGGCUGGUGCGCGUGGCGGGCGAGCCUCCAGUUGAAGGAGCUGUACCCGCCGCGGUGCUGAAGCCUCAGCCGCACCAGAAGACGUCACCGUCAAGGCGACCACUCAGCCAGCCUGAUGAUAAUAUAGAAGCGUCCUCCUCGGAGCCCGGCGUGAGUGCUUACGCUGCCAGUCCCGGUAAACACAGGAAAGGCAUAAUACCGCGUUGGAUUCCCCGGCCGAGCAAGUCCCAGGGCAAGGGUGAGAAGACAAGCGGCAACGCCAAGUCACCAGCCGCCACCGACAAGCCUUCAUUGAAGAAGGUGCCCUCGGAGAAGAAGAUUAAGUUCCCGUACGCUGAGACCGCACGAACAGAGGACGGCGAGGGGCUGGUGACGGCGCUGGAUGAUCAGGAAGACGACGCGCCCGACGUCGAGCUACCACCGCCCAUGAAGCCCAUACAGGAUCCCCAGGCUGUGUUGCAACAGGCUCCCAUCCCAGCCGCCACGACCGCGGCUCCCGUCGCCAGGAACUCGUUGGCAAUGGACCCGCUGGAGUCUAACUCUGGCCCAGCAGAUAUAGCAGAAAUUGAGCAAAUUGUGAAGGAAAAAAUGGAGCAGCAUGGCGGGGGAGCUUCCCGAGCUCCGGACGAGGAGGAGGAGGCCGCUGACUCAGAGAGCGCCGCAGCCUCGCUCAAGAAGAGGGAGUACGUCCUCAAGGAACUGUACGAGACCGAGGAGAUAUAUGUCAGUGAUCUGAAACUCGUCUGCGAAGGAUACAUGAAGCACAUGAUGGACCCGCACGCGGAGCCGCCCGUCCCCGACGGUCUCAGGGACCGACGGCUGCUCAUGAUCUUUGGAAACAUUGAAGCCAUCUACGAAUGGCAUCGCGAUAAGUUCCUGCGCGAGUUGGAGGGCUGUCUGGUGGCGCCUGAGCUGCUCGGACCUCUGUUCAGACGGUUCCUGGAGAAGAAAAUCGUCCUCUACGAAACAUACUGCCGGAACAAGCCCGUCUCAGAGUUUAUAGUGUCCAAGCACGAGAGCUACAUCCAAGAUCUGAGACACAAACUCGGACAUAAGUUGCAGCUCGGUGAUCUUCUUAUCAAGCCGAUCCAGCGCAUCCAGAAGUAUCAUCUGCUGGUGAAGAAAGUUCUAUCGUAUUCCGAGCUAGCCGGAGCCCCGGCGGCCGUGCUGACGUCACUGAGGGACGCCGUACACUGCACCUCCAUAAUACCUAAGACAGCCAACGACAUGAUGGACGUAGGAAGACUGAAGGGCUUCACGGGGAACAUAGCGGCGCAGGGUAAGCUGUUGUUCCAGGAGCCGCUGGUUGUAGCAGACAGGAACUGUUCCAACGACAAAGGCAAGGAACUGCACGUGUUCCUGUUCGAGCAAUGCGUCAUAUUCACAGAGGCCGUCGGCAAGAAGACACAGUUCUCAGGACCCACCUACAACUAUAAAGCUCACGUUAAGGUGAACAAGAUGGCGCUAGAGGAGGUGGACGGUAGCAACACGUUCAUAAUUCACUCCAACGGUCUGGAGUACAAGCACCAGCCGCAGUCGUUCGUGUGUAGGGCGCCCGAGUCUCGCAGGCAGCACUGGGUGUCCACACUCUCCACCAUACUCCAAUCUCAGCUGAUCUUCGGCGAGCGCCUCGAGAACCCUGGCGCCUUCCUUCAGAGGGACGCCAAUAACGCGGGCGAGGGUUGGUGCGGGCUACGGAAGACUGAGAGCGUACCGCCGUCUGUGGGCGGGCGACUGGCGCCGGAGCUGCGCGGGCGCACACAGCGACCGCACGCCAAAGCCAACACCAUCAACCUACCAUCCAGUGCGAGAGACGACCACAAAAAGGUGGCGCCACCGCUCACGCCCACAUCACCACACCAUAACGGUUUGUCGAAGCGCGCUUGGGGGUUGAAGUUGCGUCGCGGCGGCAGCAGCGGCAGUAGCGGCAGCGCGGCCGAGCCUAAUGACGGCGUGGUCACGGAGCUGCGAGCCCCCGAGCUGUCCGAGCCCGCCGCUGACGUCACAGUGGCCGCCGGAGCCUCCGCCACACUCUCGUGUCGCGGUCUGGCCACAAGAGCCACAGCCUCGUGGCGUAAAACGGCGCCGGAGACUCUGGCUCUACGACACGGAGGUCGUUUCGCAAUCAGCUUCGGAUCCGACGGCCUCGCCACUCUCACUAUACACGCCUGCCGCGCCUCGGAUGCUGGCGUCUACUGUUGUCUCAUAAGCAACGAACUCGGCGGUGUACAGUGUUCGGCUCGACUGACGGUGGCUGCAGGCGGGCUGCCUGGAGUUCCCGUGGUUAGAGCUCACCCCGGCGGUGGACUUGUGGUCCAGUGGGAUGAAUCGGAGGCUGUGCAUCUUGAAUAUUGCCGUGUCGGCGAGGGCGAAUGGCGUCGAGCUACCGAAACGCCCGCUACAGCAAAUACGCUAGCACUAGAGGAAUUACCUGCUGGUCAAUACAGUUUUCGUGUAGUGAGUGCCCGUAGCGGCGCCGCGGGUUCCGCGUCCGGUCCAGCGACCUGCGGUGGUGGUGGGAGUUGGCAACGAGAACAAUUCGCACGGAGAUACACUUUGGAAGAGGAGAUAGGACGCGGUCGGUCGGCGCGAGUCCUGUCCGCUCGUGACACUGGCACCGGCCAACGAGUAGCUUUAAAACAGGUGGUGAGCGGUCGAGGCGCGGAUGCAGUACGUGAAUAUCGUAUAUUAUCUGGUGGUGCUCACGGCGCUGUGGUCCGUGCCCUGGCACUGUUCGCCGAGGUGCCCCGGGCGGGCGCACACACGCUGGUGUUAGAGCUAGUUGGAGGCGGGCCACUGCUGGACUGGGCGGCCUCCUCCGCAGACUACAACGAAAGAACCGUCGCCACGCACACCAGACAACUGCUAUCCGCACUCGAAUGGCUGCACUCCAACAAUGUAGCACAUCUAGACGUCAGGCCGGAGAACAUUUUAGUAGAGUUGGGCGGUGCUCAGCCCCAGCUGAAGCUUGUGGACUUAGGAUCGGCUGUGGAACUCGAAGGAGGCGCCAGCGGUUCGGCUUCUAACGCGGAAAGUACUACAGUACUGCCGCCUGCACCCGCCCAGCUUGAAUUUGCACCACCGGAGUGCGUUCUGGGACGACCACCAGCACCAGCCUGGGACGCUUGGGCUGCUGGCGUAUUUCUCUACGUAUUUUUGACCGGCUUAUCGCCAUUCUUGGACGAGUCAAUAGAGGAGACGACGGCCAAUAUAAUAAAGUGCGACUACUGCUUCCCUCCCGAGCACUGGGGCGGCGUGGAGCGAGCUCAGGAACUGAUAAGACGUUUGUUGGAACCGGUGCCCGCGAGACGGCUCUCACCGGCUGAAGCGCUGCGAGACUCUUGGUUCGAACAGGCUGGCGACACUCAGCUGUCUUCGACGCAGCUGAAGACGUUCCUGGAGCGACGGCGGCCGGCUGGUCUCGGCAACGCUCUACACUCUCUCCGCUCACCCGACACCUGACGAGUCUAUGACACUGACACACUAGACUCGACAAUCUCGCCAGACUUUGUCUCCGGGAACGAGGAGUGUGAAACCAAAAAAUUAAUUUUUCUUUUUGCCAAUUUCAUCAACCCGGCGGGGACCUGAGAACUAGCUCACUAUAUCUCCCAGCCUCGUACGCUCAUGAUACAUGAUAGGUUUACGAUAAGCUUUAGUAAUGAUAGCGUUCAUAUUAUAGUCAUUGUGCCCACCUAUCGAUAUUUUUUUUUACGAGAGCCUUUGGAUUUCGGAUUCCCUUUUAAUUUUAACAAACCGACACACGUACGUACAGUCAUAGCCGUUAAACGUCUCAUUGGAUAGACAUAUAUAAAUUGAAUUGCUUGUUUCGUUUCGGUUUUAAUGAAUAUCGAUAUAAUUUUAUUCGAAACUAAUUCCUUAUUAACCAGCCAUAUGGCGUUCGUUACGAACAAUCGCUCUUGUCUAGUGCGGUGUUCGUGUUAAGCCAAUCUAUCGUGGGAUUUUUUUUUUUUUAAAAGAUUAAAUUUCUGAUAAAAUCUUUGAUGUUCGAAGUCCGCGAGUGACCGAUUGUAAUGAAAGUGUCUGUGAUUUUUGCUUAUAUAAUAAUUUCAUGCUUAUCCUAAUUUAAUGUAUGCAUAUUUUAAUAACUAUAAUGUAUAUAUCACUAAGUUUUAGCGAAUUUAGAGGUUUUAAUUUUAAUUUGUGACCAAAUUGCGAAAUUUAGUUUCAUAAGACGAAUAUGACACGUAUUCUUUCUAUGUAUAAGUACUGUUUAAGUGAUAUAAUACUUGGAUAGUGUAAUUGACGGGAGAGGAAGAGCAGACGAGCGACUCGUUAGCACAUUACAUUUUCUACAUCAUAAGUUAUGGUAUAUAUUAAAUAGUAAUUGAUCGUUAGUUUGCUUUUAUUUUUUUUUUAAUUUUUUUUUUUAAUCAAUAAUAAAUUGUAUUUUAUUACUGUGAUCUUUUACUCUUUUUACAUUAGCUUAAGUUGUGAUUUGAUACUCGUUGCUUGAUAUACUAGUAUCACUGAAUAGGACCUACAUUAUUAUAAUUACGUUUCUAACACAAACACUAUAUAUUAAAAUCGCGAUAUAUGCUAGGCAUCAUGUUAAUUUUAAUUAUUUUUUUUUUUAAUACGCGUCAUUUGAUAUCAUUAUUUAUAUAA